This is a messenger RNA of Notodromas monacha, 294 nucleotides long. Lineage: Eukaryota; Metazoa; Arthropoda; Ostracoda; Podocopida; Cyprididae. The record is from the annotation of a GenBank genome assembly.
AUGCCAGUUCGAGCUAUUCAAGCGAAGAAAAAGCGCCCUGCACGGAAAGCGAGGCAGUUGCAGAAUAAUAUAAACAAUCAACAGCAACAGAAUCUGAGAGAGCCAGAGGUCCCUUCGUCAUCCAGUCAGGUCCAGAAACCGAAUGGACAGCGUCAGAAAAAUAAGGGUGCAGGAGCUCAAAGAAAUAAAGUCCCUGACGAGCCUUGCGUUGCCGACGUUGAAGCCAACCCUGACGCAAAAUUAAGCGAUGACGGAUGGGCGUUAUUUGCUGACUUGUUCGCUGCGUCGGUCUGA